CUACCGUGUCAGUAGUCUGUAGUCUUAAUUGAGACACAUUUCUGUGAGAAUCGACGGGCAACGAGACAAGUCAUUGUCCAUCUGAAGCAAAACUAACUGACCUUAUGACAACUUCGUUGGCUAUUUAACUGAUGUCACAUGGCUGCUCAACUCUGCCCAAUGUCCAAGAGGUUUGUGGCUGCUGGAUGUUAAUCAAUUUCGAAUCGAGCUAGUCUAUUAUCAGUAAGAUCUGCGUGUGAGAGCAAUAGACGAGUUCAUGGCCACACCACCACAAUUCAACAGUAUAGCCAGGACGUCCAAAGAGCGAGUAUAGGAGAAGACGAGUUACGAAGCUGCCCGCGCUUGAAUCUAGUGUAUAGGGGAAACUUUGUUUAGCAAAGGUGUCACAGCAUUAAUUUUUUCUCAACUCGUUGUAACUAGUUGCCGUGGUAAUGUCUCAUUCGUGCAACAGGUGUUACAUUGGGAAACAUUGUAUGAUUUCCUAAUCAGCUAUCGAUAACGAGCCACGUCGUAAAUCCAGGCAGAAAGUUGCUGCAAGUAUGGCAGACUUGAGAACAUUCAACGUUGUGAUUCUUGGUAUUGGAUUUUUGUUGAUUUUUACAGCAUUUACAACGUGUGGAAACAUUGAACAAACCCUGAUUAAGAGCUUGGAUAAUGGUAGUUUUACUGGAAGUGGGUACGACAGCCUGGGAAUCAUCUAUGGAGUGUUUUCCUUCUCAAAUUUACUUGCUCCAACCGUUGUUGCUGUAAUUGGACCACAGAUUACCAUGUUUUUCAGUGGAAUUCUGUACAGUGGUUACAUAGCCGCAUUCAUCACUCCAUCAGUAUGGUCCUUUUAUUUAACUUCAGUAUUAAUCGGCAUUGGAGCAGCCAUGCUUUGGACAGCUCAAGGGCACUUCCUUGUGGAGAACUCAGAUGCUGCCACUAUUAAUAGGAAUACAGGGAUGUUUUGGGCUCUUCUACAGUGCAGCAUGUUUUUUGGAAAUCUAUACAUUUAUUUUGAGUGGAAUGGAAGUACAGACAUUUCAGACAGGAGCAGAAAGAUGAUCUUCACAGUUCUGCUAAUCACAUCUGUACUAGGAACCCUUAGUUUCCUAGUACUGAGGAAGACUCUUCCUUCAGAAGAGAUACUUUCUGAGGAGGAGGGGCAGUCUUUGCUUCCAACUCGCAUGAUGUAUAAGCAAAGGGCAAGCACGGCUGUAAAGGAUGCAAAAUCGGAAUUCCAAACAAUUAUACAACUGCUUAAAACCAAAACAAUAUUGCUCCUGAGCUGCUGUAUGGCAUACAGUGGCCUUGAGCUAUCCUUUUACAGUGGGGUAUAUGGGACAUGUAUUGGAGCAACAUCAGAGUUUGGAGAAGCAUCUAAAGGGUUAAUUGGCAUCUCUGGCAUUGUAGUGGGAGUUGGAGAAAUAAUUGGUGGAGGUUUAUUUGGGCUAAUAUGUAAGAACAACCGCUUCAGACGCACGUCUGUGGUCUUCUUGGGAAUGGUCGUCCAUUUUGUUGCCUUCUACUUGAUCUUCCUCAACAUCCCAGAAGAUGCCCCUAUUGUGUUAAAAACCAACACACAGCACAAACCAUAUCUCACACCAAGUGUAUCAAUUGCCCUGCUGUGCAGUUUCUUGUUGGGCCUUGGCGACAGUUGUUUCAACACUCAGUUAUACAGCAUCUUGGGGCGUGUGUAUGCUGAGCAAAGUGCACCUGCCUUUGCUAUCUUUAAAUUUAUUCAGUCCAUCUUCGCAGCAAUCGCCUUCUUCUACAGUGGCUAUCUACUUCUGACAUGGCAGCUCCUACUAAUGGUGAUCUUGGGCUUUACUGGAACACUCUGCUUCUUUAUGGUGGAGAGAAUGCAAAAUUUCUCUGUCGAUCUGCAAGAAUACUAGCAGAAUUGUCAUCACAAUUUCACUACUGACAGUUAAGUAUAGUACAACAGUAAUGUCCUUGACAUUUUCUGUUUUUGCGUUUUAACUUACAUUUUUAUUCCGCACACAAUACACCAACUUGUACCUUGCUCUUAUUUAUGUAUAUUAAUGUAGACUUCUCUUCACAUGCACACAACCUUUGCUGUCACUCUCAGGGUUGAUAUAUAAGAUAUUCUUACACUUUUGCAAAAGUGUUAUUCAUCAAACAUAUCAUGAUUCCUCAAGAAACCUUUCAUAUAAAUCAAUAUUAGCUUAUUGAUAAAAUGUUUGACAAGUGACGGUCACCAAAGAAUUCACAGGAAUUACUUAUUGAAUGUGUAUUUAUCUAUUGUACAGUUGUGUGUGUGAUAAACCCAUUUAUAUAGUUAAGAAGAAUACACCAGCGCUUCAAGUCCUUCACCUCUCCAUUGCCUUGUAAUGCAAUGCAACCACUACUUUGUGACUUAUUUGGAAAUCUUUUUGAGCUUUGAUACAAUCCACUGUUUAAAAUGUAGACGUAGUUACAACAAUGUAUAAAUUAGAAUUUAUUGCUAUCAUUUUUAUGAAUAUCCUGUCAGUAAUACCCACAAUUCAUUUUGUCUCUUUUUAUAAAU
Messenger RNA from Hypomesus transpacificus, 2512 nucleotides. Its product is annotated as UNC93-like protein MFSD11. Lineage: Eukaryota; Metazoa; Chordata; Actinopteri; Osmeriformes; Osmeridae. The transcript has 13 exons. Bases 540 to 1880 code for a protein of 446 amino acids. The record is from RefSeq and is a predicted model, not a curated record.